Molecule: messenger RNA, 2252 nt
Organism: Anguilla anguilla (European eel)
Lineage: Eukaryota; Metazoa; Chordata; Actinopteri; Anguilliformes; Anguillidae
Product: cyclin-O protein B
Exons: 3
Coding region: 435-1652 (405 amino acids)
Biological process (GO): regulation of cyclin-dependent protein serine/threonine kinase activity; mitotic cell cycle phase transition
Cellular component (GO): centrosome; cyclin-dependent protein kinase holoenzyme complex; cytoplasm
Molecular function (GO): cyclin-dependent protein serine/threonine kinase regulator activity
Source: RefSeq, a predicted model, not a curated record
GUGCAAUCUAUUUCUAAUGCAUUAGGUCCUGAGUUGUUGAAACUGCUUAAACUAAGCAUUUCAUGACCCCUGACAUCUAUCCUCGUCUAAAACUUAUUUGCGAAUAUAAUCUUGAUGUCUAUCACACCCAUGAAUUUUGUAUGUUUAAUGUUAUGCCGUACUGCAACGAGUCAUCCAAACACUAAUACUUUGGAUGAAGUGUACAUACACCCCCACCCUCCUUUCAAGAAAAAACUUCCUCCCCUCCCCGUUGCUGUGACAACCAGUUGACGCGCAGAACCGUGCUGUGUGAGUAAUCAGACGCUCGGAAUGAAACUGCGAUGGGCGCUGUUUAACCCGGGAAAGCCUCGACCCGACAACGUCACCUGAAAAGGCUCCUAUUACAGCCAGUAAGAUGUUAGAACGAUGAUGCCGGAGCGCAGGUGGGAACUUCAAUGAUUCUGCAGACGGAGAGGCAAGGAACAAACGGAGUGACAGUACUGUGUCACUGCCACUUUUUCGAAAUGGUCGCGUUUACCUGCGGGGAUGCUGCUACAGAGACGGGAACAUCUGUCACUUUUAAAAGGAAGAGAGAGGAUUGCGUCUCUCCGGGAAAAGACGACGUAACUCCGGAUGACAGACAUGUCACCAUUGUAAUGAACAGUAAAAUAAUUUGCGCCCCAGUGAAAAGGCCUCGUUGUCUUCGAUACCGUAAGCAGAAGAUCGAGUGCAGGUUAAGCGAUUCUGGUUUUGAGGAAGAAUUGCUAACUCCCUCUCCCAGUUUAUCUCCGGACUUCACACCCAGUAGCAAUCCGACAGCAGACGCACAAACUCCAUGCAGGCUACUGUCAGACUGGCAGACUUUCAGGGAUUAUGGAGAAUGCUGCUAUAACAUUCAAAAACUCAACGAGGAGAAGUUUCUCCCCGUAAACUGCUUGGCUCGACAACCUCAGGUCACGGCAGAGGCGCGCUGUAGACUGGUGAGCUGGCUCAUCCCAGUCCACAGACAUUUCAAACUGUCCUUCGAGUCCUGCUGUCUCGCCGUUAACAUCAUGGACCGCUUUCUGUCCACCACGCCGGUCGCAUCGGACUGUUUUCAACUGCUGGGGGUUACGUCGCUCCUGAUCGCCAGUAAACAGGUGGAGGUGUUCUCCCCCCGGAUCUCCCAGCUGCUGGCCCUGUGCUGCGAUGCCUUCACCAAGGAUCAGCUGUGCAACCUGGAGCGCAUCGUCCUAACCCGGCUGAGCUUCCGCCUGGCCGCGCCCACCCUGGCCUUCUUCCUCCAUCACUUCGGCCAGCGCAGACUGGCGCGGGAGCGGGAGGGCCCUGGGGGGCGGAGCCACGAGGGGCGGGGCCCCGGGGGGCGGGGCCACAGCCACACGGCCGGCUGCUGGAGCCUGGCGCGGAGGAUCUGCGAGCUCAGCCUGGCGGACUACGCCUUCAACCGCUACCGCCCGUCGGUGCUGGCGACGUGCGCGGCCAGGCUGGCAGAGCGACUGCUAGGCGUGGCCCCCGCGGGCGAGGCCGACGCGGGCAAGCCCGGGGGGGACGAGGAAGAGGAGGAGGAGGAGGAGGAGGAGGAGGAAGAGGAGGAAAAGGGACGUUGCGCUCGCAAUCUCAGGCUGCUGGUCUCCCUGAACCAGGAGGCUCUGCGCACCAUGGCGGAAAUGUGAACUCUGCAUCGCCCCCCACAGGACAAACAUUUCUACAGCAGCUCGGAUCUGUAAGGCCGUGUGUACGUGUGUGUGCACAGGGGCACUGUAUGGGGCUGGGGGGUGGGAGGGUUAGGAUGACUCCAAGGGCCCUGACUGACAGGGACCCACAAAAAUAUUAGAACAUGGGAUUUUCUGGGGUGGCCUGGAGUGACGGGGCCCAAUGUGACAUCUUUUCACGGGGCCAAAAACCCCCAUUGGCGCCUCUGUGUGCACAUGCAUGAAUGACAUGUGUAUGUGCAUGCAAGUAAGACUGCACCUCUCUGUUGUACUGUACCAAUAAUGCACUGUCCUCACAAGUAUUAAUGAUAGAAAGUUGUCUUAUUUAUUGUGUCACGUAGGUGAUUAUGUGAGAGAAUGGAUGUCUGUAGCAACGCUUAUUUGUGUCUCACUAGACUGACUGGAAUCCCAGCUGCUUUGCAUUUCUCCCUGUUACACUCAAUGUAGACUGACUGUAGUGAGCAAUGACUGAUUGUAAUAAACUGUAAAUAUGUAUUCAAUGUGCGGACGGUGAUAAGUGAUACUGAAUGUAUACUCUGGUUCACUCUCUGUUUUCAGCAG